UGGAUGUGCAAUUAUCUCUUUCCGGCCGCGCGAGUCAACUCCACUGCGCUGUUCGUGCUGACUCUUCGAGUCGCCGACGUCGGGCGAUGCCUUUCUCUAAACUCCCACGAGAAGUCUCUGCUGACUUGAAAUGGCUUGCCUGGAAUGACAUAUGGGCGGCGGUGAAUGCGCGCCUUGCAACGGCUGGAGGCGGCUCCGAUGGGCUGCGGCAGAAGCGGCAGCGCCAAGGUGAGGAGGAUCUGCGGCGCAGCGCCGAGCAUGUGGCGCGCAUCGGAAAGGCCGAGGCGAUCCAGGCGGAGACCCUGGAGCGCUUCCAGGAGCAAGUGAAAGUGGUGGCGAAUGCCAGUGCGGAGGCUGCCUUAGAAGGCAAAUGGCUUCCAGCAGCCAAGGCUCAGCAAUUGGAGGCGCCCAAUGAGUUGGAGCAGCGGCUCUGGGGUGAACUGGUGAAGGGCAUCAAGUCAGCCGGGGUGGCGGUGAUCUUGCUGAGCCACGACGAGCUGCAGAAGGCGGAGCAGUUGCGCCUGGACUUCGAGGAUGUUUGGGCCAUGCACUCGGAGAGCCCCAACCUGGGCGAGUGAUGCCGGUGAGGCGGAACGAGUGCGACCCCUCACGAGUUUGGCGAACUCGGUGGCGUUCGGUGGAUGCUGAUUUUCGAAUGUUCCAUAGAAGUCUCCUGGACGAAAUUCGAUGGAAUCAGGUCAAUCAGGUUUCAAGCAAAGAGGUGGGGCGUAGAUGGCGCUUGGAUCAUUGGUGCGGAUGUGAGAUGAAGCUGUAUAUCCGGUGGAGAUGCCUUCCAAGACCCUUGGCGAGAUGAACCGGCCACAACAAAUCCUUGGAUUACUCCGAUACCGUGAACAGGGCACGUGACACGCUUGAGCCGAUUGACUGUCUACCUACUCCAUCCCACCUUUGAUUCCUAGGGGUGAUCACCCACAAGCUUAUGGCGCUAUGCAGCUGUUAUGCAGCCAAGUCUCACGUCUCACCUGUGCAUGUUGUCGCCAUCCGAUGCUGUCUGCCGUUGCCUUCAAUUUCAUUGACAACAGAAGAACAUUACAGAAUAUGAGAGGACUUCAUGUCCAGCUGGGUGCAGCCUCCGUGCAGUGUCCGCC
Molecule: messenger RNA, 1109 nt
Organism: Durusdinium trenchii
Lineage: Eukaryota; Dinophyceae; Suessiales; Symbiodiniaceae
Source: the annotation of a GenBank genome assembly